Messenger RNA from Drosophila rhopaloa, 983 nucleotides. RefSeq names its product putative sulfiredoxin (gene Srx). Gene Ontology annotation, cellular component: cytoplasm. Lineage: Eukaryota; Metazoa; Arthropoda; Insecta; Diptera; Drosophilidae. The record is from RefSeq and is a predicted model, not a curated record. Gene Ontology annotation, molecular function: sulfiredoxin activity. The transcript has 3 exons. Gene Ontology annotation, biological process: cellular response to oxidative stress. The coding region runs from base 317 to 784 and encodes 155 amino acids.
CGCUAAUCAGACCGCGAUUGCCCACCAGCCGAGUAUUUCAAAGUAUUUUUGCCAUUGUCUUGGGGGCACCUACACCCCGCCACCCCCUAGUUAGCCUACCAUAUAAUGUAUUUUGAAUUUCGUUUUCAUUUGCUUUUAUCGCACUGGCAAUACUGGCUGGGUGUGUGUGUUUGUGGGUGGUGGGGGGUAUGAUUAUGCAUAAAACAAACAACAAGUAGCUGCAGCAAAACAUAUAGCGGUAAACGAACUCACACUUAAGCGAAGUGUACGUAGGAAAACAAGUUUCGACGCCGCAAAAAUCGUUCAAUUGGCCGCCAUGGAGUUCAUUAGCCAGUUCGUGCGACUGGCGAGCAGACGCGCCACCGCAAUCAGUCCAAUCCUGCAGAGAAAUCGGAGCAGAAUCAUCCGAAAACAAUUUUUAACCGAUCGACAGGCAUACAGCACCAUGGACACCACAAUUCACUCCGCGGGCAUUGCCGAGAUCCAUCAGGUUCCGAUGAGCGUGAUCCAGAGACCCAUACCCUCCGUUCUGGACGAGAAGAAGGUGGAAUCCCUGAUGGAAACCAUUAAGGGCGAGACCAGCGAGGACGAGGUGCCCCCCAUCGAUCUGCUGUGGAUCUCGGGCAGCGAGGGAGGCGACUACUACUUUAGCUUCGGCGGAUGCCACCGGUUCGAGGCCUACAAGCGACUCCAACGGGAAUCGAUCAAGGCGAAGCUGGUGAGGUCCACUUUGGGAGACCUGUACCACUACAUGGGCUCCAGUGCGCCAAAGUACCUGGCCUGAUCCUCGUUUCAAGUCUAUCAGUGUUCUGUUUUGUCUAGCAAAUGCAUUUUUCGUUGAUUUAUUUUUGAUAAGACAGUCGUAUUUACUUAUCGCUGGAUAAAGUUCGAAUUUCACGGCCAAAGCUUUGUUGUACCUUUCGUUUUGUUGGCUCUUACUUUCUUUGUUCACAAUCAUUAAAUUUGCGUAUAUACUGAGCUAA